Messenger RNA from Radiomyces spectabilis, 1665 nucleotides. RefSeq lists its product as uncharacterized. Lineage: Eukaryota; Fungi; Mucoromycota; Mucoromycetes; Mucorales; Radiomycetaceae. Gene Ontology annotation, biological process: activation of GTPase activity; nucleocytoplasmic transport. The record is from RefSeq and is a predicted model, not a curated record. Bases 1 to 1665 code for a protein of 554 amino acids. Gene Ontology annotation, cellular component: perinuclear region of cytoplasm; nucleus; cytosol. The transcript is spliced from 9 exons. Gene Ontology annotation, molecular function: small GTPase binding; GTPase activator activity.
AUGAGCACGAAUCCGAUCAAAAGCAUACUGAGGCAUCAGAACCAGUCUCAUACACACUCGCCCAGCACUACCGUUACGACCACUUCUUCGCCAUCUUGGUUCACUCGACUUCAGAACAGAAUUUAUGCAGCUGAAGAUACUUCAUUACCACUCAUACCGAGACAGGAACUCAAACGAGUCACCUUUUCUCUUGGAAAACUCACCACGACAUACCCUCUUUACCCUCACGACGACUCAGAUGAACCUCUUGUACCAACCAUUCGAUCAUGCAUAUGCUCAUCACCUGACCUGAGUACCAAUGACCACAACCGCAACUUGGCCCAGUUCUACGAAUGGGCUUGUCGAAUGCGGGAAGAACCGAUUCUCUACCGAUUCCUCGAUUAUAUGCGACAUGACCGGAUUUCGCCAUUGACUGCAAUUGAUUUAUCCAACAAACCACUCACGGAUGGUCAAGUGGGGCCGAUUGCCGAUAUAUUGACUCUCAAUUUCGGCCUUGAAUCGCUGAACCUUUCCUAUUGUGAUUUGGAUGAUAGGUCAUUACGCUUGCUAUUGAAUAGUUUGCUGAUUUCUGAUACAGUGUCUGAAUUGCAAUUGGCGCAUAAUGCACUCAAACCAAAUGGCUACAAAUACAUCGCCAUUUAUAUCAAGGAGUCGAAAUCGAUCCAAAAUCUGAAUUUGUCAUACAACGUGAUUGAAAAGAAAUCAGCACAGUAUCUUUCGAAUGGCAUUGCGAGUGCUUCGUCGCUUCGCCAUCUUACGCUAGAUCACUGCUCUUUCAAGUCGACGGCGGCAUUGGAAGUUCUGGCGGAAGCCGCGUCCCUGGGUCUGAUGCUUGUCAAUCCCCAUGAAUUUGAAUUGCGCUGGGAUCCCAUCCACCACCGUUUCCAGGGUUUACAGCAUCUUGAUCUAUCAAACAACAAUUUGCAAUAUGCGCUAGCCCAAUUAUGUGAAGCGUUAAAGGAGACUCGCUCUCUAACCGACCUCAACCUGUCCAACUGUCGCAUUCAAAGUGAUGGCUGCGCUAUGCUUGCCGAGUCUUUGAUGUUGAAUCGAAGUUUACAGGAACUCAAUCUUUCCAAGAACCCCCUAUUCAAGGGAUCGCAUCAAGGGUCUGAAGGGUUGAAAACGGCGUUGGCUUGCAAUCGGUUUCUGAGUAAUCUCAUUUUGGCCGACACGGGGAUGGAUUCUGCCGCCGCCAUUGCGGUCGCCGAAAGCUUACCGGAGAACAUGACGUUAUCCCGUCUGGACCUAUCAACGAAUGUAAAUAUUAGCAUGGCCGGCAUCUUGGCCCUGUCCAUCUCUGUCAAAAUGAACCAAACCCUGACAUUUUUGGAUAUCAGUAUUCCUCCAAACGACGAUGAGUUGGCGAAAUUGCAAAACGACAUUGUGGCCGUGUGCACAACCAAUAUGUUACGAAAAGUAGAAACCCAAUCUGCAGAAGAAGCAUCCAGUCACCGUGUUCCCAAUGUCACUUCGUCCGCUUCCACCGCUUCCUCUUCCAUCUCUUCAACGUCGGCGAAAUCGCGCCAUAUUCCCGCUCUACGGCAAGAUUCCUUGACGUACGAAAAAUAUCCAUCUAACAAACCAACCACCGAUGACAAUGCCAAAGUUUCCAUCUCCUAUCCAUUUUCAGAGAUCCCGUUGUUGGAUGAUACCAGUGUUUAA